AUGUCGUACAUGUUGCCCCACUUGACCAACGGCUGGCAGGUCGACCAGGCGAUUCAGCACGAAGAGGACAAGGUAGUCUGCGUGCGCUUUGGACACGAUUGGGACCCAACUUGCAUGAAAAUGGAUGAGACUCUUUACUCGGUCGCUGAGAAAUGCCGCAACUUCGCUUGCUUUUACUUGGUUGAUAUUUCCCAAGUACCAGACUUCAACAAGAUGUACGAGUUGUACGACCCAUGCACGGUGAUGUUCUUCUUCCGAAACAAGCACAUUAUGAUCGAUUUGGGAACCGGUAACAACAACAAGAUCAACUGGGCCAUUCAUGACAAGGAAGGUUUUGAAAAUUGA
Messenger RNA from Oikopleura dioica, 345 nucleotides. NCBI's taxonomy places the organism in Eukaryota, Metazoa, Chordata, Appendicularia, Copelata, Oikopleuridae. The record is from the annotation of a GenBank genome assembly.